Drosophila ananassae is the source of this 713-nucleotide messenger RNA. RefSeq lists its product as uncharacterized. The record is from RefSeq and is a predicted model, not a curated record. Lineage: Eukaryota; Metazoa; Arthropoda; Insecta; Diptera; Drosophilidae. The coding region runs from base 24 to 713 and encodes 229 amino acids. The transcript is spliced from 2 exons.
CAGAGAGUAGAGCCCCGUCCGCCAUGAUCCAGCUGCCAAAGUGCUGCCCCUGCAUCCCCCUGUGGCUGGGCUGCCUCAUCAACGCGCUGGUCCUGUUCGCGGUGGACCUGCUGGAGAACCCCCUGCCCUACGACGUCCACUGCUGCGACUCCCUCAAGGCGAUCCUCUUCGUGCUAGACAGGGUCUGCAACAUAGUGCACAUCAUGGGCUGCUGCUCUCUGUUCGUCGCCUCCUUCGUGGGUCAGUCUGUCCUGGUGAAGGUCUUCCUCGGCACAAGCAUCGUGCACUUCGUCAUGCAUCCGGUCCACCUCGUGGCUAAGAUCGAUGUCCCGGCCAUCAUCUGGGAGGACGUCGUCCUGAGCGUACUGGCAGCUGGUGGGUCUCGGCCGAGUCCGGAGCCUGAGUCCUUCUCACAGAGUCCUCUCUUCCAGUUUACGGCAUCUACAUCUGGAUCGUGGCCCUCUCCUUCUACCGCCAGUGCAAGCAGGACAUCUUCUUCGAGAACGAGACGCGCUUCUCCCGCUACACGGUCAGCCAGAUAUUCUGACCUCCACCCCCGGAGCAGAGGCCCUUCUUGCAAUUAUACACACAUAUGUUUAUUUCCUCUAGAGACAAAAAAAAAAGGUGAGCUUAGCCAAAGGAGUUCCAGCGUGUCGGGCCUGCGGAAUCUGGGACGGGGGAGUGGGCUUCCUGGGGGCCGGUCAGCGUCCUAG